Molecule: messenger RNA, 3615 nt
Organism: Cotesia glomerata
Lineage: Eukaryota; Metazoa; Arthropoda; Insecta; Hymenoptera; Braconidae
Gene: jef
Product: major facilitator superfamily domain-containing protein 6
Exons: 11
Coding region: 202-3198 (998 amino acids)
Cellular component (GO): membrane
Source: RefSeq, a predicted model, not a curated record
UUGGUCAUCGAUUUGACACAAAGCUUAAAGAGAUUUUGUGUAGUGACGAGGUCAUUUAAGUCUUCCACGGCCUUUGAGAAAAAAAUCGCUGUAAAAGUUUUGAAACUUACAAAACAUUAAAUUUAAAAAUAAAUCCCUAUCCGUAUACGGAAUAAGAAUUUCGACGUAAAUAUUCUGAAUUAAAAAAAAGAACAAAACAAAAUGCAAAAUUUUGGCCACGAAGACUAUAAUUACGGUGGCGGUGGUGGUGAUGGUGGUCGAGGUUUUAAUGACGGAAUGGGAACUAAUGAAGGAAGAUCAUUACCACAAGUACCAGGUGCAAGACCAAUGGUUGAUCCAGAAGCACUUGGUGAAGUGGAUCCGUCGGUUUAUGGUGCCCCUAAAGAAGCAACACACAAAAUACGUGGAAAAAAUGAUUUUUUAGAAUAUCUAUUUGGUACUGUUGACCAAGAACUCUUAACUGUGAAAACAUUUUACUUUUUCUUUUACUCGGCAUUUGGAUCAUUAUUUCCACUCAUGGGUGUUUACUUUAAGCAAAUGGGUAUGAAUGCAGGACAGUGUGGUCUAUUGAUUGGAUUGAGACCAUUUAUCGAAUUUUUAAGCGCACCAUUUUGGGGUUCACUCGCUGAUCGAGAACCAUUUAAAUUUUACAGGUGGCAGAAAGGCAAAAUUAUUUUGUUGGCGUCAUUGGCAUGCUGGAUUAUAUUCACGCUACCUCUGGGUUUCGCACAACCGCCAGCUACGUCAUGUAUUGUUGAAAAAAAUGGUACAUGGAAAUUGGAAGUACCUGAAGUACCUAGCCGCAGCAAAAGAUCCGUUGAUAAUAAGGAUUAUCACCAGGAAAAUAAUCAUGACAAUGAGGAAGAAAACCUUGAAGUUGCUGCUAAUGUAGUUUUUGAAAGGUUGAGACGAAGUGCUGAUGAUGAUAAAGUUAUCAAGAAAUUACAUACCCGAAGUAAUAGAAUGAGAAGAGAUUCAAACGCUGCGAGUAGUACUACUAGUGGUAGUGGUGACAAUACUGAUUUGAAGUACAAACAAUUUGUCCCGCAAGAUGCACCGGAAAACGAUCCUAUGGCUAAGGAAAUCGAUUUUCGUGUUAUUGCAAAGCAAAAUCGUCCUGCUGAUGUUCUUGAGUACAAGCGAUUUUUGAAAAAUGAACCACUCGACGAAUCAAGGCCACCAAAAAAAGCUCACACCAGAACAAAAACUAGGUCAAAACCAGUUCGUCCUAAAGUUAUGGUAAAACGGCAAACCGAAUUACAAGAUGAUUUCUUCACUGGGAACCAGGACAAGCCUUACGAGACUGACAAUCAUGUGAACAUAAAAGUCAGAAAAUAUUCUAAAGCGCCAGUCUACCCGGAUGACAGUAGCGAACACGAAAAAUUGAAUGACGAAGAUGAAGACGAAGAAGAACAGCAGCGAGAAAGAGAAAUCGAGGAAGAAGAACAAGAAGACGAUGAUGAUGAAUUAGAUGAGGAUUCUGAUGAAGAAGAAGUUGACGUUCCACUGAUUCGCAGGCGUAGAAGUUUACGUUUUCCUCAUUUGCCUUUAGGUCGUAGUCCCUUACCUGUAAACUUUGCUGUCAACUAUGAUGAAAAAGAAAACAAGGAUUGGGUUAAGCCACAAUUUAGUUCAAUUGUCUACCGACUACCGGACAUUCAAAAAACCUUCUUUCUUCUGCUGCUUUUGGUUAUCGUUGGUGAAUUUUUCUCCGCACCCGCAAUAACUUUGGCGGAUUCUGCCGUAAUUACUCUUCUCGGUGAAGAUGCUGACCGAUACGGACAUCAGCGAAUGUUUGGAAGUUUGGGCUGGGGAUUAGCCAUGUUCUUCGUUGGUAUUGCAUUGGACCACAGUACAUCGUUUCCAGAACACCCUUGUGGUCCCGGGCCAAAAGAAAAAAACUAUACAAUAUGUUUUGCAAUAUUCAGCGUGUUAAUGGGUGCCGCGUUAAUAACAGCUACCCAGAUAAAUUUUAAAUAUGAGUUUAUUGCUACUGAGCCUGAGGUGGACAAAGAACCGGCAGAACCAACUCGUGAAGAGCAGCUGCAAAGUCAACUAUCUCAACAAUUAAAUCUUCCAGGAUUACAGGAUUCAUCAGCACAACCAUUACCGAAACCUCAACCACCUGAGGGAAAAACUAAAAUGUUUGCUCAAACAACUCGAGAAAUACCAGAAUGGGUCACAGUUAUAAAACAGUUCAAAGAUCUCAAGUGCGCCUCAUUUUUAUUCGUCGCUUGGUUUAUGGGUUUCGGAAUUGGAUUGAUAUUCACAUUUUUAUUCUGGCAUCUCCAAGAUUACGGUGGCACACCGACACUCUUCGGAGUUGCUUCAGUUAUCAAUCACAUUUCAGAGAUUUUCGCUUAUUUCUUCAGUUUCAAAUUAAUCCGCCAAAUCGGACACGUUAAGGUGCUUUGUCUUGGUCUAGGUGGUAAUAUCAUACGAUUUCUGUACAUAUCCUGGUUGAAAAACCCAUGGUGGGUGUUACCGUUUGAAUUCAUGCAAGGAAUAACUCAUGCUGCAGUUUGGGCAGCUUGUUGCAGUUAUAUCGCUCAUAACACUCCCCCACAGUUGCGAUCUAGCGCCCAAGGUGUUUUGCAAGGACUUCAUCAUGGUUUAGGACGUGGUUGUGGUGCUGUUAUCGGUGGAAUGUUUGUUGCCAGCUACGGAACAACUGCGACAUUUCGUGCCUAUGGUCUCAUUUGUGCUCUUGUACUUGCUGCCUUCAUCUUCAUUAACUUCUACAGAAAAGAUACAGGAUUUGUUGCGGACUUACCACAGACUGAAGAUCCACACCAGGUUGCUGAAGCAACACAUUUGGCACCACAUGGUGUACCCAGCAAUGCUAUACCACGAGCUUUAAGCUCGAGUAGACUUCAUGAGCUUGCUCAGGAUCCUGGUUAUGGUGCAACUUAUCAGACUACUGGAGGAAAUCUUAAUGUGCCGGGUGGCAAUGGCGGCUCGAAUCCAACGAAUCCAUUUUUGGGCGGCGGAGGUAAUACAGGUGGAAAUGUUGGCGGAAAUUACAAUUACGGUAGGACCUGUAAAGGAGAGGACGAGUUCAUUCGUAGGAGCUUCCAGAUUUACAGUGAAGUAGUAGGUAAUGAGUUGGAUGUAAUAAAACCACCAGCAAUUACAUCUCACCACCAUGUUCAGCAACCAUGUACUAAUCCAUUUCAUCAACACGAUUACGAAUGGUAACCAUCACAAUUUAUAAAAAUGGUUUUAAAAAAAUUAUCAACAACAAAAUAGAAUUUAUAGUUACAUUAUAUUGUUACUUGAACUAUUUUAUUAACAAAAAAAAAAUUUUAUUCCAUUACAAUUAUUACUAUUCGAAAAAAUUUUAACUGUUCAAUUAUUAGUUAAAUCCAAUUCAUUUUUUUAAUAAAAAUAGAGUUUUUAUAACUCCAUUACUAAAAACAAAGUUACAUAAAUGAAUAAGUGAAUAAAUAAUAGAAGAAAUAAAUCGAUGGAAGGGACUAAUUUUUAUAGUUUCACACAUUUUUUCAUUUUUUAAUUUAAUUAAACAAAGUAUCAACUGAGUACAUUGUAAUAGUCCAUAUAAUAACGAAUCUAACGAAGAAAUGCCAUCCGUAUUGUGAAAUAAUACAAAAUAAA